This is a messenger RNA of Cyclocybe aegerita, 1434 nucleotides long. Lineage: Eukaryota; Fungi; Basidiomycota; Agaricomycetes; Agaricales; Hemipholiotaceae. The record is from the annotation of a GenBank genome assembly.
AUGUCGUCCUCCGACUCCAAACACAGUUCCGACCUCAAGGUGGAGGAUGUUGAGAAGGUUAAGGCUCCCGCUCUCGAUGCUCAUUAUGACCCUGCUCUUGUAAAGAAAACUUUACGACGUAACGACCUACGGAUUUUACCUUUGCUCGGAUUCCUCUAUGCCGUUGCCCUCAUUGACCGGACUAAUCUUGGUAUUGCCCGCAUUGCCGGAAUGGAGGUGGACUUGAAACUCUACAUCGGCGAGCGCUACAGUAUCGCAUCAAUGUCAUACUUCAUUCCAUACAUUCUUCUGCAAGUUCCCGGAAAUCUCCUGCUGAGAAAAAUUGGCGCUCGCAACUGGUUGACGAUCUGUGUUGUGGGAUGGGGUGCUGCUCAGUUGGGGAUGGGUUUCGUUCCAACAUGGGGCUGGCUCGUCUUUUGCCGUGUCUGGCUAGGUGUCUUCGAGGCUGGUUUCUUUCCUGCUUGUGUGUUCAUCAUUAGCACCUGGUACAAACGCCAUGAAGUGCAGAAGCGUCUUGCUAUCUUCUACCUUUCUUCCCUAGUCAUCACCUCCUUCAGCUCUAUCUUUGCUUACGCCUUGACACUCCUCAAGGGAAAGGGUAACUUAAAUGGUUGGGCUUGGAUCUUCGUCAUCGAAGGUGUCAUUACCAUCGUCCUCGGCGUCCUGGCUUACCUCUUCAUCCCCGACUUCCCUGAUAAGGCUACCUUCUUGAGCCCCGAGCAGCGCAAAAUGGUGCUCGAUCGUGUGGAAGCUGAUCGUGGUGAUUCCAUUCCCGACGAAAUCACAAGAGCUAAGGUUUUCAAACAUCUUACUGACCCUCUGGUGUGGGCAUAUGCUUUCAUGUUCCUGGCUUCAACCGUUCCCGCCUAUGCGAUCGGUUUCUUCAUCACAAUCAUCCUUUUCAGCAUGGGUUACACCUUAACCGAGGCUUUAUGCUUGACCGCACCUCCGGGCAUCGCUGCCGCUGUCUCCGUCUACAUCUUUGCCCACAUCUCUGACAAGACGAAGAGGCGUGCUAUCUGGCUUGCCAUGCAGAAUCUCAUGUGUAUCACGGGUCUCCUGAUCACGGCCUACGCCAACGCCAAUGGCGUCCGUUACUUCGGCCUGUUCCUUGUCAAUGCUGGCGCGUCAGGAUGUGUGCCCGGAGUUCUUGCAUAUAGCUCAAAUAACAUGACAAGCCACAGUAAGCGUGCAGUUCAGACCGCCAUCAUUGUCGCUGCUGGCGGUAUUGGUGGAAUUAUCGCCACCACUGCCUUCCAACAAAAAGAUUACCCCAGAUACAUCCCCGGUAUGUGGGUCACCAUCGCCUUCCAAUUCGCCAUGAUCGGUCUGCUCGGCGUCACGACCUUCGUCCUCCACCGCCGCAAUCAGCUCCGUCGGGAAGGCAAGAUCGGUCCUUUGGAGGGCACAGAAGACUUCUACUAUACGCUGUAG